AUCAAGUUGCUGUUGCCAGCUCUCGCGAGCUUUGUCAGUAACAGUUGAUUGUAAUGUCAGUGCGGUCCAAUUUACAGCCUGGAGCAGCAGCUGCAUACUGCAUUUCCCUGAAGUAUUGCAUGGUUUCCACUCCCUGCAAACUUUAUCAUCAGUGAGUCGGAAACCAAUAUGCAGAGCGAGGGUACAAUCAGAUACAUCCAGCUUCUCUUGCGGUUUCUUCUGCUCUGGGCCCUUGUUGGGAAGUCACAUACUGAAGAAGACACCAUAAUUACCACCAAGAAUGGAAGAGUCAGAGGGAUGAACCUGCCAGUUCUUGGUGGCACAGUAACAGCCUUUCUUGGAAUCCCCUAUGCACAGCCACCUCUUGGCAGACUUCGAUUCAGAAAGCCACAGUCCUUGACCAAAUGGUCUGAUAUUUGGAAUGCCACAAAGUACGCAAAUUCUUGCUGUCAGAAAACAGAUCAAAGUUUCCCAGGCUUCCUUGGAUCCGAGAUGUGGAACCCAAACACUGACCUCAGUGAAGACUGUUUAUAUCUGAAUGUGUGGGUUCCAGCACCUAAACCAAAAAAUGCGACUGUAAUGGUAUGGAUCUACGGUGGGAGUUUUCAGACUGGAACAUCAUCUUUACAUGUUUAUGAUGGCAAGUUUUUGGCGCGGGUUGAAAGAGUUAUCGUGGUUUCAAUGAACUACAGGGUGGGGGCCCUGGGCUUCUUGGCCUUACCAGGAAAUCCUGAAGCACCAGGGAACAUGGGCUUAUUUGAUCAACAGUUGGCACUUCAGUGGGUCCAAAAAAACAUAGCAGCCUUUGGUGGAAAUCCUAAAAGUGUCACUCUCUUUGGAGAAAGUGCAGGAGCAGCUUCAGUUAGCUUUCAUUUACUUUCUCCUAGAAGCCACCCUCUGUUCAGCAGAGCCAUCCUGCAAAGUGGAUCGUCUAACGCCCCUUGGGCAGUGACAUCUCCUUAUGAAGCUAGGAACAGAACAUUGACCUUAGCUAAGUUUAUUGGUUGCUCUAGAGAAAAUGAGACUGAGAUUAUCAAAUGUCUUCGAAAUAAAGAUCCCCAGGAUAUUCUUCUGAAUGAAGUAUUUGUUGUUCCCUAUGAUAUGCUCUUGUCAGUAAACUUUGGUCCAACUGUCGAUGGUGAUUUUCUCACUGACAUGCCAGGCACACUACUCCAACUUGGACAGUUCAAAAAAACCCAGAUCUUGGUGGGUGUUAAUAAAGACGAAGGGACAGCAUUUUUAGUAUAUGGUGCUCCUGGUUUCAGCAAAGAUAACAACAGUAUUAUAAGUAGAAAAGAAUUUCAAGAAGGUUUAAAAAUAUUUUUCCCAGGAGUGAGUGCAUUUGGAAAGGAAUCAAUCCUUUUCCACUACAUGGACUGGUUAGAUGAUCAGAGAGCUGAAAACUACCGUGAAGCCUUGGAUGAUGUUGUUGGGGAUUAUAACAUUAUAUGCCCUGCCUUGGAGUUCACCAAAAAGUUCUCAGAAAUGGGGAAUAAUGCCUUCUUCUACUAUUUUGAACACCGAUCCUCCAAACUCCCUUGGCCAGAAUGGAUGGGAGUGAUGCAUGGUUAUGAGAUUGAAUUUGUCUUUGGUUUACCUCUGGAAAGAAGAGUUAAUUACACAAAAGCUGAGGAAAUUUUGAGUAGAUCCAUUAUGAAACGUUGGGCAAAUUUUGCAAAAUAUGGAAAUCCAAAUGGGACCCAGAACAAUAGUACUAGAUGGCCUCUCUUCAAAAGCCCUGAACAGAAAUAUUUAACCUUGAAUACAGAGUCACCAAAAGUGUACACUAAACUACGUGCUCAACAAUGCAGAUUCUGGACACUCUUUUUUCCCAAAGUCUUGGAAAUGACAGAAAAUAUUGAUGAAGUGGAACAAGAAUGGAAAGCAGGAUUCCAUCGGUGGAACAAUUACAUGAUGGACUGGAAAAAUCAAUUUAACGAUUACACUAGCAAGAAAGAAAGCUGUGCAGGUCUCUAAUUAAUAGAUUUACCCUUUCUAGAAUGUUCAUUUUCCUGUAGAUUAAGGGAAAAAUUUCAGGGACUCUCUUACACUCCUCGUAAGAAAGCUAUUAUGUGGCUGAAACGAAAAUGCCAGAAGGAUAAUAUCGAUUCCUCAGAUCUUUCACUUAGUACCUUACCUAGCAUUUCACAACUCAAGUGGCUAGAACAAGUUUAAUUAAAUUUCACAUUAUAAAGUUCAGGAAUUAAUUAUAUGGAUAUUAAAACAACUUGCAGCUUCAAACUCUCUUUCCUGAAUAACUUUAAAAAUUCUUUUCCCUUAAAAAGUAUAUUCUGUUUUCAGUCUCAAGUUUAUUUUCAUAACCACUCAUAAAAGGCAUCUUUUUAAAAUGGAUAAGGUCUUGAAACAUUAGAGGCUGUAAUUAAUACUAUUUUCUUUAAUUAAUUUAUGCAUUUAAUGUCAAUAUGAUACAUUAACACAAACAGAAAAUACUUGG
This is a messenger RNA of Camelus dromedarius (Arabian camel), 2455 nucleotides long. It is a transcript of the gene BCHE, whose product is annotated as butyrylcholinesterase. The transcript has 4 exons. Gene Ontology annotation, biological process: choline metabolic process; acetylcholine catabolic process. Lineage: Eukaryota; Metazoa; Chordata; Mammalia; Artiodactyla; Camelidae. Gene Ontology annotation, cellular component: plasma membrane. Gene Ontology annotation, molecular function: acetylcholinesterase activity. The record is from RefSeq and is a predicted model, not a curated record. The coding region runs from base 169 to 1977 and encodes 602 amino acids.